Messenger RNA from Closterium sp. Yama58-4, 1983 nucleotides. The record is from the annotation of a GenBank genome assembly. NCBI's taxonomy places the organism in Eukaryota, Viridiplantae, Streptophyta, Zygnematophyceae, Desmidiales, Closteriaceae.
AUGGGAUGGACAGGCGUCUCGCUUGCCUGCCCACCUUCUAACCAUCGUUGCGCGCCAACAUUACUCUCCUCUCCCUCCUUCUCCUCCUCCUCCUCUUCGUCCUCCUCCAAUGGGGUUACGCCAGGAUCUUUCAAGUCACCCUUCCUCCGCGAUCAUUCUUGUUCCCGGCUAAAAACAACACCACUGCUGGCGCCGCCAUGUGCAAGCCGCUCUGUCUCUCAACCUCACCGUCCGCACCACUCUCUCCACCGCCAUUACGGCCGCUUUCACGUCCUCCCUGUUCUUUCUACUCCUGCCGCCCUUUCUUGUCUUCCACCAACCGCCUUCACCCGCGCCUCGCCGUUGCAUUCCCGCGGCAGAUGCGGCGUGAGGAGCGGCAGCGUAAGGAGCGCCGCACGCAAGAGCAGCAGCGUCAGCAGCGGUAGCCGCUUCGAGACGCGAAGAACGAGAUGCAACGCGACGAGGGGAGCUCCCGCGAACGCGGAGAGUGAGGAGGACGACGCGGGGGAAGCAGCAGCGGCGGCGGGCGCGACAGCAACGGGGGAAUCCGCGCAGCGGGGCAAAACGGCGCGCGGAUUGACGGCCGUGGUGCUGGCAGCCGCGCUGGUCCUAGCCCCGCCUCUGCCUACCCCCGUGCUGCACUGGAGAUUGGACGACUCGCAGCUGUCGCAGCUGUCGCAGGUGUCGCAGGUGGUCCAGCCGUUGGGGCAGGAGCAGGAGGUUGAAUGGGAGGCACAGGCGCAGCAAUGGCGCCAGGCAGGGCUGGGGAUGGGAGUGGAGGUGCGAUGGGACGACGGUGCCGCGCAUGCUUUCCUACUGGAAAAGAUCAAGACACUGGAGCGCUCUUUGGAAAGCCUGGUCACCUCCAUUAAGAAUGGCAAGGCGCUUGACAAGUUCAUCACUGUGUGGACGGGCCCUCUGGUGACAUCAGACGUGGUGGAUGAGGGGGUCAAGGCAGUGCUCGACGCUGAGAAGAGGGAGGCGGGCUUUAACGUGGAGCGCAUAGGGGAGUAUGUUGCUGACGCUGCUGCCGAUGUUGCUUCCAAACUCUCGCGCUUCACUCUUGCAGCGGAGGGCGAGGUGCCUGUGGCGGCCGCCACUGGGAUCGUCGAGGGCACAUUCGAUAAGUUCCUGGCGUUUGAGUUGUCAACGCUGUUCUCCCACCUGCAGCGCCUAGCCAUCUUCGCCCCCAUUGUCGCUGCUGGCAUGUGGUGGCAAAUGCAAGGUCGGAAUCUCUUCCCUUGGGGUGGGGGAGAGAGCUCCCCUGACGGCAGCAGCAGGGCAGGAGGAGGAGGGGGCGGGUGGGAGUCGGAGGAGGAGGAGGAGGCGAGGCAGCAGCGGGCACUGCGAGUGAGGAGGGAGCUCCGGCGGAUCGAGCUCAAGGCAGAACUCAGAGACGAGCUGGCUGCACUGGGCGAGCGGGCUCUGAGGCCCGGCAUGCCCCCGUCGUCCACCACAGCAGCGGAGCGCAAGGAGGUAGAGGACCUGCUGCUGCAGCUCUGCCAACUCGGCCCACCCAUUGGAUUCCUCGCAGGCGGAGCAGCAGAGGGAGGGGACUGGGAGGGGGGAGGCGUGCAGGAGUGGGGCGAGAGUGAGGGUUGGGAUGGGGACGGUGGUGGAGGAGAGAGGGGUGCUCCGCUUACACACGGAUCGUGGGUUCUCAUCUACGCCUCAUGCGACCCUGAGCCGCCUCCAUCCGCGGACCCGCCUCCCCUGCCGGCCAUUCCCCUCUCGCCCAUGCAGCUGCUGCUCCGGGCGGCAGAACUGCCAGGCCCGUUGGAGGUCUGGGGCAACACCGUUCCCUCAGAUGAUCUCCCGCUGCUCACACUCACUCUCCCUGUGCCCCCGGCGAUUCAGAGGGCUGUGGCUGCGCGUGCAGCCACGGCAGUGGGGGGCGAGUGGGUGACGUGCUAUGUGGAUGAUGACUUGAGGGUGGAUUGCAACGAGGAAGGGCUGUUCCUUGCGUUUGCACGCGCCGAGUGA